Messenger RNA from Brienomyrus brachyistius, 1152 nucleotides. Its product is annotated as foot protein 1 variant 1-like. The transcript has a single exon. Lineage: Eukaryota; Metazoa; Chordata; Actinopteri; Osteoglossiformes; Mormyridae. The record is from RefSeq and is a predicted model, not a curated record. The coding region runs from base 1 to 1152 and encodes 383 amino acids.
AUGGACAGCGGACCAUCUCCAUGGACAGCGGACCCUCUCCAUGGACAGCGGGCCCUCUCCAUGGACAGCGGAACAUCUCCAUGGACAGCGGGCCCUCUCCAUGGACAGCGGACCAUCUCCAUGGACAGCGGAACAUCUCCAUGGACAGCGGAACAUCUCCAUGGACAGCGGACCAUCUCCAUGGACAGCGGAACAUCUUCAUGGACAGCGGACCCUCUCCAUGGACAGCGGGCCCUCUCCAUGGACAGCGGACCAUCUCCAUGGACAGCGGACCAUCUCCAUGGACAGCGGACCCUCUCCAUGGACAGCGGGCCCUCUCCAUGGACAGCGGAACAUCUCCAUGGACAGCGGACCCUCUCCAUGGACAGCGGACCCUCUCCAUGGACAGCGGAACAUCUCCAUGGACAGCGGACCCUCUCCAUGGACAGCGGAACAUCUCCAUGGACAGCGGAACAUCUUCAUGGACAGCGGAACAUCUUCAUGGACAGCGGAACAUCUCCAUGGACAGCGGAACAUCUUCAUGGACAGCGGACCCUCUCCAUGGACAGCGGGCCCUCUCCAUGGACAGCGGAACAUCUCCAUGGACAGCGGAACAUCUUCAUGGACAGCGGACCCUCUCCAUGGACAGCGGAACAUCUCCAUGGACAGCGGACCAUCUCCAUGGACAGCGGACCAUCUUCAUGGACAGCGGAACAUCUUCAUGGACAGCGGACCAUCUCCAUGGACAGCGGAACAUCUCCAUGGACAGCGGAACAUCUUCAUGGACAGCGGACCAUCUCCAUGGACAGCGGACCAUCUCCAUGGACAGCGGAACAUCUCCAUGGACAGUGGACCAUCUUCAUAAACAGCGGACCCUCUCCAUGGACAGCGGAACAUCUUCAUGGACAGCGGAACAUCUUCAUGGACAGCGGACCAUCUCCAUGGACAGCGGAACAUCUUCAUGGACAGCGGAACAUCUUCAUGGACAGCGGAACAUCUUCAUGGACAGCGGAACAUCUCCAUGGACAGCGGAACAUCUCCAUGGACAGCGGAACAUCUUCAUGGACAGCGGACCAUCUCCAUGGACAGCAGAACAUCUCCAUGGACAGCGGACCCUCUCCAUGGACAGCGGAACAUCUCCAUGGACAGCGGAACAUCUCCAUGGACAGCUGA